UCAGUCCAAUCAUUUUUCAAUAAACGGGACGGACUAAAUUCGUCGGGUCCAGUCAAAUUACUUUAUCAGUAAGCCCGCUAUAUAAUACGUUAAUCUCCGACAAAAUACUUUAGUUGUAAAAGGAUCAAGACAAGACAAAAUGAGUUUGGUAGCUAACACCGGGAAACUAGCGGGUCGUACGCUGUUUAUAACGGGUGCUUCCCGUGGCAUAGGCAAGGCCAUCGCCCUCAAGGCAGCUAAAGAUGGGGCAAAUGUGGUGGUUGCUGCGAAAACGGCCGAGCCGCAUCCCAAGCUACCUGGCACUAUUUACACCGCUGCAGAAGAAAUUGAGGCCUUAGGAGGUAAGGCGCUGCCAUGCAUCGUGGAUGUCAGGGACGAGAAAGCAGUGCAAAAGGCCAUAGAUGAGGCUGUUAAAAAGUUCAACGGAAUCGACAUCCUGAUCAACAAUGCGUCUGCUAUCUCCCUCACCGACACACCCAACACCGACAUGAAGAGAUACGACCUCAUGCACUCCAUCAACACGAGGGGCACCUUUUUAGCGUCGAAGCUGUGUUUGCCGCACCUGAAGAACAGCAACCACGCCCACAUCCUGAAUCUGUCGCCGCCUCUCAACAUGAACCCCUUCUGGUUCGCGACGCACGUUGCAUACACGAUGGCCAAGUACGGCAUGUCGAUGUGUGUGCUGGGCAUGAGCCACGAGUUCAAACCCUUCAACAUCGGCGUCAACGCCCUUUGGCCUAUGACCGGCAUCGCCACGGCGGCCAUUGAGAUGUUGACAGGUGACGUGUCGACGAGCCGCAAGCCUGAAAUCGUUUCUGACGCCGCUUACUACAUGCUUUGCCAGGAUCCGAAGACCUACACUGGCAACUUCGCUAUCGACGAGGAUGUCGUAAAGAAGGCUGGCGUCACGGAUCUCACUCCCUAUGCGUGCGAUCCUAAGAAGGCGAAUAACCUCCUGCUCGACGGGUUCAUAGACUCCCCGCUGGCCAUGAAACAGCACUCGGUCGUGACUGCGUCCGUCAGACGGUACCAUACCACCGCCGUGCGAUUCGAGAAGGAGGGCAAACCCGAAGGCCAGAUUCCCACGCUAUUCGCUGCCAUCGGCAAGAGUCUGUCACCUGACCUGGUCAAGAAGACGCAGGCCGUCUACCAGUUCAAUGUCAAAGGUAAAGAAGAGGGCGUGUGGCACAUCGACCUCAAGAACGGCGACGGUGCCUGCGGCCAGGGCGAGCCCAAGAGCCCGCCUGAUGCGACUCUCACCAUGGACAGUGGCAACUUCUCCGACAUGUUUGCUGGAAAGUUGAAACCGGCCACAGCGUUCAUGAUGGGCAAGCUGAAAAUCAAGGGAGACCUGCAGAAAGCCAUGAAGCUCGAGAAGAUGAUGAAAUCCCUCCAGAAGAAGUAAUUUGCCAAAGUCCCGGUCAACAUCAGACUCGGCAGUCAGACUGACAAAUUGUCUAAGUCCUUGUAACUAAUUUGAAGAUAGAGCCAGACCAAGCUAAUAUUGUAUGCCAUUUCCAUGUCCUGGGUUCGAAUCCCGGUAAGGACUUUUAUUUUUGGAAGUUUUCUAUGUAAUAUAAGUAUGUAAUUAUCUAUAUAAGUAUUUAUAGUGUCACCUAGCAACCAUAGUACAAGCUUUGCUUAGUUUGGGACUGAGUUGAUUGUGUAAAGUGUUCUCCAAUAUCUUUUAUUAUUUUAUUUGUUUGUUUACAAUGACAAAGUGUGGCAAGGCAAUGUCAUCCUUCCCUUUUGAAAAAAAUACAAGAGAUUUAAUAACUUUGAAAUUUACAAUCUAUACUCAAGUCAGUAGAAAGUUAGCUUGAAUGGGUUCUGUUCAGUUUGCUUCCAUUAAGAAAAUAAUUCAAAUUAGUUACCACUGUGGACUUAAGCAUUAAACAUAUACUGAUUUACAUUAGUAUUUCACUUCAGUGGAAACUAGCCAUGCUCACACUAAUAUUAAACGGACAUUGGAUAUUUUAUUAGAUAUCAAAGACUCAUAGUUCAGUAUAUUUUGCAUCAAAUAUUGCAUAACUCAAAGAAUAGACUGCAUUGUGUAUUACAAAUCAUUGUAUAUUUUUAGAAGGUAUUUUGUCACAUGUAUAUGUUUGAAAAUUAUGUACAUAUGAAAGUCAUUGGAUAACUUCUUUAGUGUUGUGCCUUGUCUUUGUACAUACGUAAAGUCACUGCCAAAUGUGGCACGAGAUGUAUUGGAUUUUUUAUUAUUAUAAGAAGAUGAAAUAUUAUAAUUAAAAAGGUGCUGUUUA
Leguminivora glycinivorella is the source of this 2264-nucleotide messenger RNA. It is a transcript of the gene Hsdl2, whose product is annotated as hydroxysteroid dehydrogenase-like protein 2. The coding region runs from base 140 to 1405 and encodes 421 amino acids. The record is from RefSeq and is a predicted model, not a curated record. The transcript has 12 exons. Lineage: Eukaryota; Metazoa; Arthropoda; Insecta; Lepidoptera; Tortricidae. Gene Ontology annotation, cellular component: mitochondrion.